Molecule: messenger RNA, 27326 nt
Organism: Porites lobata
Lineage: Eukaryota; Metazoa; Cnidaria; Anthozoa; Scleractinia; Poritidae
Source: the annotation of a GenBank genome assembly
GAGACAGCGACGAGCAGGAAGGUACGUUCGAUCAUUUGCGGCUGAUUAUUUCUUUAAAAUUGAAGGUGGUUGGAGAAAGGGCUGAAAAGUGUUGAGUCAGCGGCUCUUUUUUCUCCAAAGAAGCAGCUUGAACGGUAAACCUAGCUAAUAGGUUUUCCUACGGUAAAGGUAUCGAUUUAAUUUCCUGGUGCGAUCAUGUUUCGGCGCUAACGAUUGGCUCAUUCUGUAAAGGCUUUAGAUUCUUAGCCGAUGUUAAUUAUUAUGGCGAAAUAUUUUUCUUUUUCGCUAUUUUGAAAAAAAAUUAGCUCAUAUGUCAGUGGUCUUAGGGUAUGUAUCUUUGUUGCUUUGUGGAUUUGUGGCUUUGUCUGUUCGAAUGUGUAUUGCAUGGGCCAAUGAGGUUGAAGGUACUAAAAGUUCAUAUUUUAGUGUGGCUGCUGGUUCAAGACAUGUUCAUUUAUGACGUAAUUCGGCUAUCGCGGACGGCACAACGUAGGUGAAUUAUGUUUCACCUGCUUCAAAGUGAAGUAUAAUAAAUAAUAUUUUUCAAAGGUCCACAAAUGAAACGUUAGUAAUUGACUUGAACUUGGAGGUAUGCGGCGUAAUUGUGUUUUUAGAAGUUUGAACAAGAGCUGAUUUUAUUAAAGCUGUACGGAAUAAAUUAAUUCCGUGAACAUGCUAUAUUCUUUCUCGUACAAAGUUCAACUGACCCUUAAAUUCACGCUCCGGCAACUUAAGUGCAACCAUAUCUUAUACAAGUUUGCUGUCAUAGAAGUAAUGUAUUUUGGGUAGUUUUGGGUAGUUUUGUUUUAAGAAACGCCGACUAAAUGUGUGAGAAACACCUGGGUCAGUGUUUCGUCUUGACGGCUUUGCACACGUUACCCAGCCACUCGUCUGUCUUAACAUUCCAAGCUUUAAUUUUUUUUAUGACCGUAUUUAAAAGCGAAGUUAUUAAUCAGUCUGUGUUAACAGGGUUAAAAAUAUUAAUAAUUGAUUUUUUGCGCAAUAUCAGAAAUGCAGUAAGUAUUUUAGCAGCUUACAGGCUGGUAAUUUUUUAUAUCUAUGCAGCAUGGAUACAAAUUUAGUAGCUGACUGAUGGUGAACAAUAAAAUAUCAAAUCAAACUGUUCCCCAUCACUCGGCUACUAAAUUUGCAUCCAUCCUGCAGGAUACGUGCUACUAAAUGUGUACAACGAACAAUAGCUUUCUAUCAGUACAAACUGCUCAAGCUACUCCCGUUUUCCGUGUAAUGGAGUUUUGUGAAGUAGUUAUGUUCAAACCUUGGACACAAUAUGUGUGAUCGAAAACAGGGGGUUUUCUUUCGCGCGACAUACACAACCUCCUUUAGGAUUGUAACUCCGUACUUUGCAAUGUGAGUGAGUAAAUAUUCCGCUAAGGACUCCGUCUAUUUGGUUUUUGCUAGAUCGUAACUCUCUGUGCUUUUCAUUACACCUGACCAAAUCUGUUGUAAGGGAAAUCGAGAAAACCAAACCCAGUGUUAUUGUUCUUUUUUAUCUUCUUCUUGUAGCGAGUCUCAGAUUUAGUUUAGUGUAUCUGUGUGUUCAGUUUGUAUUUUCCGCGGCAGUCCUUCAUUUCUUGGUAAGAUGAAUAAGUAGAUUAAUGGGUCUGUGGUCUUAAGGCGCUUAUAUUCUCUUCUUGCAUUUCGUUUGUGAGAACAACCCUGAACUUUGACCAGUUUUUUUCGUCCAUUGGCAAAUGAAGGCCUCUUUUUCUACAACAAUAAUGGGAUGCUAUACGUCUGAAAAUAAUUGCAGUGGUCAAUGAAGGCGCGAAAGUACUGGACAUAUGUACGACAUGAUGGGCAUGCCUCACUUAGCUUCUGAUGGCUCACCUCUAUUUGCGGAACCUAUGUUUCUCUUCGGAUGAGCGUUGUGUAACCCUUCACUGCAUGUGAACCUUCUGACUGAGUUACGUGAAUUAUGCUUUGCGUCAUUACUCCAUAGACCCCUACAAGAUAUUUUUACAUUCGCAUUGUUUUGGCUACCCAGAAUUAAUCUUUCCCUUCAAAACCUGCUUCCCUAUUGUACUAUUUCGUUUUUUUGAAACAACAGUUUACUGGAGACAAGGUUCUUAUGCGACGAAUGUUCCGUUAACCUUCAUAAUUUUUUUGCGAAGGUAAAAACACUUUUCCUAAAAUGAAAACGCUUUUUCGUCUUGUUAAAUUCAUAGGCAAUUAAAAACUGUGCAUUGUUGUGUAUCGUAAAGUAUAAGUAAAACUAUCCUCGCCUCCUCUUUAGUUCACUCUUAACAAAAUGAAAACGAAAAGCUUAAAAAAAGUGAAACUUGUAUAUUGAGGAUGUCGGUACGUUAACGAAAAUUAAUGUACAGGUAACAGUAAAAGCCAAAGCAUUAUCUUGUUAGGUUUUCGAAAACGUACCGAACAAAAAUUGCAGUCUUUUGACUGAGAAAAAGACCAAAAGCCGGCUGAAGGCAAAAUUAGCCCGAAAAUCCUCCAGGAAAAGAACAAGGAAAGAAAACAUAGAAAGAUUAAGGAGAGAAAAAGGAGAAGAAAAAAAAAAGCAAUGGUUGCACUCUUAGUUUCUAUGUUGACUUCUUUGGAGAUAGGUUUUGAGGGGAGAGCUUUAUUUUGGCUGUAACGUUAACGACUGGGAACAGGACGUCGACGGCCACGCAGAAAUUUAAACGACGUCAUUCUUAGCGAAGUCGUCUUUACAUAAGCUUCCUUUUUGUUUCCCUCCUCCUCCACCACCACCGCAUUUCUAUUUUUUUUUUUCAAACUUAACCUGUUAAUUGCCUUAAGUAAUAAGUUCAGACUUUUAAACAUUAGAAACCAAAACAAACCGUAAACAAAUUUCACUUGCUUCCUGCUAGUAUCAUGUGAAAAGCUUGAAUUUUGAAUGGACACACUAUAAGAUUUGCCCCACAGAGUCGAGAAUUAGAAGACUAUGCAUCAUGUAUUCGCGGUGCUAAAAUAUAGAGCGAGAAAAGAAUUACAAGUCGUAUUGUCUUAUUUCCGGGUUUUAAAUUAAAUAACUUAUUUUUGGAUAUUGCUAACGUCAUCUCUCACUUUCGGACCAAUGAAGUUAUACGCUGAACGCGUAAACAAUUACCCUCAUGGGCAGUCUAAACUUGAAUUUUGCCCAGAAAACCGAGGAAUGAAAUGCUGUGGAACAAAACCGCCAUACUGGAAAGGGCCUAUUACCAUAGGAUAGGCCAAAGGUUUAAUUAUUAUCUUGUUAAACUUCUUUAUGAACUUUGAAGUGACUUAAUUUCAAUUAUUAUUGAUACUGAUACUGUGCAUACUGAUACUAUGUUUAUUAUAUCAGUAAAUUCAUAGUAGAAAAUGAAAUACCACAUUUUCAAUUUGGUUAAAUGUAAUUUAAGUAAGUUAACUACCACGAGCUUUGCGGGCAAGCGGUCCACGAGCUUUGCGGUCAAGCGGUUCAUGAGCUUAGAGCUUAAGCGGCUCACAAGCUUAGCGGUAAGUGGUCCACAAGUUUAGCGGUCAAGCGGUCCACUAGCGGUCAUGCGGUCCACGAGCUUAGCGGGUAUCCAGCGGUCAAUUCCAUAAGUGCAGGCUCACAUGGUACGUGGUAGCUUUGUACACUGCUAGGAUCUGGGAGUACUUCGUUGAGCGUUUGUGCAGUGGUCGGUGGAGCGGUUCAUUUAGCGUCUUUCCCCAUCCCAUCCCUUAUUUUUCUUCCUUCCACCGUUUUAUCAGUGUCACCGAUGCCCGGAAUGGGGCCUGAUGGCUGGGUUGCGAGCAUUUGCCAGCCAUGGGGGCAGUAUUCUAUCUAGGGGCUUGGCUGGCCACAGUGGAAGUCCCUGGGUAUCCCAGGCACCCACUUCCACUUAAGUGAGGCAGUUGGUUAACUUUAAGGUUGUUAAAUUACAUAAGAAAUGGAGUGAGUACUCUGCUGGUAUAACGGCGUGGUAAAGUCAACCUGUGCGAGAUGUUUGGGGAAUACACGAGAAAAGUUUGACGUAAGUCAUGAAACAAUUCUCCUGUAAAGCACUUGGGAAUUACGUUCGGUCCGCCAAUGCUGCAACAAUGUGAGAGUUGUGUUUAAGCAACAAAUACAUAAGUUGUAAUUUCUUUAAAUAUAGCAAGUAUGUUAAACUGCUGAUCUCAUGAUGUAAUCCUCAAGGCUUUUAUGCUAAAACUUACUAGUCUCUCUAUUCGGUCAAUCAUCUUCUUACGAUAUCACUCUUUUAGCUUUAGAGCAUUCUAUCCAUUCUAAGGAUAUAACCUGCGCUAAGCUUUCUGUACUCGUUUGAAUGUGAAGGCUUACUUUACAGGAGUCAUAUCACCCAUUCAGUAAAAUUGUGACAUGCCUAAACAUAAGCCUAGAUACAAAUAUCGCGAUAUUUUUUGAGAUAUUUAGAAGUUUUUGAGAAAUUUAGAAAAUGUUGAGAAAUUUAGAAAAAAAAGUGAUAUUUAGAGCAAUUAUCACAAAAAAGAUACUUCAUAAGAACAAAAAAAACGGUUUAUAUUAAUUUCGUGUCCUUUUACGAGCCAGCGAUACUACCAAUUCAGCAGAUUUAUUCUGCAGUACAAUAAGAUGCACCAUAUACAAAGUACCUACCAAUUAAUUCGACGCCACGUGGAAUCAAUCAGUCAAUUUACAUCUUUUGCUAUUCAAAUAAUAAUGUAUAUAUUUUUUUUCAUUUCUUUAAUUGAUAUAAAGCCAAAAAUGGGUCUAAUUAACAUUAGAAAAAAAUGAUAUUUCUGAGAAAUUUAGAAGAUUUUUUAAGAAAUUUAGGAAUUUUAUGAGAAUUUCUAGAAAGAAAUUUAGAACAUUUUUUGCGAUAUUUGUAUCUAGGCCUACCUAAACAUUGUCACAUGAAUACGGCAUUACUCUGACUUUCAAUCAAAUUGUGGAGUGGCUAUUGUAACUUUUAUCCGUGGAUCCCUUACCGCUCCAUAUCGGGUCCUUUGGAAGCGAAGACAGAUUUGCAGGUGGCAUCGCUCUGAUUUUCAUGUCAAUCAAAUUGUGAAAUGGUUCUUGCAACUUUUAUCCAAAUCGGGUCCUUUGGAAGCGAAGAUUUGAAGGCGGUGUGACUCUGACUUUCAAUCAAAUUGUGAGAUGGCUAUUGUAAUUUAUAUCCCAAUGAACUGUAGAUACCAUGCACAGUCUCUAUACCAAACUUGGAAGCUUGAUGUUAGUCUGACUUUCAAUCAAUGUCACUCUCAUUUUCAAUCAGAAUGUGAAAAGGCUAUUGUACCUUUUAUUCCAGCUUUCGCUACCUUUCCUCUCCCUAUCGGGUCCUUUGGAAGCGAAGAUUUUCAAGUUGAAGCAGAAGUACGGUUUGUGACGUUGGAGGAAAAAACUGUGUUUGACAAAGUACAGAUCAGGAGCGGAGGGGUAGCAAAACAGCGAGUGCCAAAUGGAAUUGUGCAAAUGGAAGCGCGCUACGGGUUGGGAGAUAUCCUGGGGAUAAAAGUUUGGGUACUCCGGGAGCCAUCAGCGGCAAAACUUCACCAAGAUCAGAACGGACCCGUCCAACUUGACGUCAUUCAUGGAAGCCACGAUAUCGAAAAGGUACUAUAUUAAUUCUUGUUUCCUUUGCAGUAGACUUUCUGUUAAGUGUCCCCUUGCUUUCCCCAGCGGUGAAGAGACAGCAUCACCGUGGUUUUGUUUUGUCAUCCCUCAGGACUUCGUCAAUUUGACAACUACCAAACUGGCCAAACUUAAUUUACCGCGAGACGCAAGGACUACUUACAAUCUUGAAAUUAAGGGACGGGUAAACAGGACACAUAAAGCUUAGACAAGGAACACUUUUCUGAAGGGAAAAUUUAUUUUGUGAUCUCCGACUGAUUUCCUAAAACCCACAGUUAAGCGCUGCUUAUUGCGUUCUGGCAUUGCAUUUGUUUUCGAACAUGAUCACAUUUAAAUGUUUUGGCCCCGGUAAUGUUCAAGCGUUUCAUAGCCCCAUCCACCGGAUAAAUGAUUGUCCAGUAGAUACGUAUUAAAGGGAACCCAAUUGCGAUAGCACUAUUUCCUUCAUUUGAAAAUCUGUAGAGCCAAAUUUUUAUUUGUUUACUGUCCUGUGCUGUUUUGCAGUAUGAUUUCUCUGUGAACUUGGACUCCGUUUAUGAUGGCCCCAUUGCUCCAGUGUACCAAUUGGCCAAAGUGGAAAUGGAUAAGAGGAACAUUUUUCAGUUGCUAGUCGAGCUGUCAAUUCACAACGGACUUGAAGAAGAAACGCAACAGUUCUACAGCAAGCCAUUCAUGAUGAGGAGCAGACCCAGAAAUGAUCAGGCGAAUAGAAACAAGAAACGCAAACUUUCUGGUAAGUAUUAACCCAGUGUUUUCGUCUCGGUAACCUCAGGGCUAGUUUACAUGGAGGUGGGCGACCCCAGAUAGGUGAGGUAACAUAUGGCGGGUCACCCCCGUUAUCAGGUAAAUUUGAUCAAAUUAAAAUGAGAGGUUAUAACCUCUUCUACCUGGGGUGUCCCAACUCCAUGUAAACAAGCAUUAAGAGUACGGGAGUGUAUUCUAGUACGAGUGAACUGGAAAAGACACCUUAUAUAUGAGCUAGCAAUACAUUUGAAUUACAUACUAGUCUUUUCAAAACAAGAAAAACAGGGUAGCAUAGGCCCAGUUCAAACAUCGAACUUUUCAUGUACCUAACUUACAGCUAUUUUGGUCGACCCAAAUGAUGAGAGUUCGACAGUUGAUUAAGAAGUCGAACUUAAUUAGCCGGAGUAAAAAUAAAUUCUAGUAAUUUAUGCAUUAGGUUCGGCACGUAAAAGGAUCCAUGUGUAAAACAAAGUCGCUCCUCAGUGAAAAUUCCUAUUCAGAUUAGAACAAGAAAAUCGAUCAAAGGUCUUAAGAACGGAAACAAAGAAUCUAAAGUCAGUUUAUAUGCCGACGAUACCACUACUUAUAUUCACGACGACUCGUCUGCAGUAGCCCUUUUCGCUUUGCUUGACCGAUUCAGUACGCUCUCCGGUCUGAGAAUAAAUAAGUCGAAAACUGAAGGGUUGUGGCUGGGAUUGUGGAAAAACAGAUUAGGUAAGGACGAACCUUUUGGAAUCUCUUGGCCGAAGCAAUACGUCUCCUCCCUCGGCGUAGUUUUCGCUUAUGAAACGCACGUUGGCGAGAAAAUCAACUUUGAAGAGCGGCUUGUUAAAAUGAAAAAAGGUGUUAAAUCUUUGGUCAGGUCGGCGCUUGUCAAUCCUGGGGCGAAUUGCUAUUGUCAAAACAUUAGCACUGUCUAAACUUGUUUAUAAUUGCUCUGUACUUGAUACUCCGACCGAUUUUGCUAAAGAAGUUAAUAAGGUCAUUUUCCCUUUCAUAUGGAACUUUAAGCCUGAUAAAAUCAAAAGAAACACACUGACAGGCCCAAUCUCCAAAGGUGGCCUUAACAUGGUCAAUUUCUCGGACGUAGAAAAAUCUCUUAAAGCUGCCUGGGUAAAUCGCUAUUGUUCAUCGGAUGGUCAUCAUUGGUGUGCGCUUCUUGACUCUCAUCUUGAAAAAUUCGGAGGCUCUUUUUUGUUUCAGUGUAAUUACGAUUUGAAAUUCUUAGAUCUAGAAGGUCUCCCCCUCUUUUAUAGGAACAUUUUAACGGUCUGGCAGAUCCUUCAUUCCAAGGUACCCCUUAGUGUUAAUGAAAUUAAAGAGGAAAUACUUUGGAAUAACCGCUUUAUUAAGAUCGGCGGAAAGACGGUUUUUUAUAAAGCAUGGGUUAGUAAAGGCAUUUUAAGAAUCAAAGAUAUCCUCAAUGCUCAUGAUAACUUCCUAUCUUUCCAAGAGCUUAAAGAUACUUUUCACAUUCGUGGUACGUUUCUUGAUUACGGUGGUCUUCUGGCCGCGAUUCCUAAAGAUUGGAAAAAUGCUAUCUUACAUGGCAAUCAGGAACACACCAACGAACCAAAGGUGACACAACUAACCGUUGGAAAUGUUUCAUCAAAAUAUGCUCGACUAAUAUUUGCUGAGAAAUCUUUCUGCCCUCCAUUAACUGAAUCCUAUUUAAGAGAACAAACAUUCACUCCUAGUGCUGUAUAUGAGCUUCCAUUCAAAAUCACCUUUGAAAAUAAGCUAAGAAGUUUUCAGUUCAAACUCAUCCACAAUAUUCUUCCGACCAACCAACGCCUUUGGAAAAUGAAUGUUAAAUCUUCGCCAAAAUGCGAACAAUGUGAUGCUCCUUGUGAACUAUUAGCCAUAUGUUUUACGAGUGUCCUGCGAUAAAACGUUUUUGGGAAAAAGUUAUAGACUGGUGGAAUCGUAAACGUUCUGAAAACAUAAAUCCCAAUCCAACGGAAGUUCUUUAUGGAUACAAACCUGAAUCUAACGGCUUUCAUACUUUUAACCAUUAUCUCUUAAUUGCUAGAUAUUACGUUUACUUAGCUAGAAACAAGUUUGAGACCCCAGGGCUGGAGGUUUUCAUUGUUCUCCUGGAAAUUAAAAUCCAGUGCGAAAGAGAAAAUGCAAUAACAAAAGGAAAUCUUAACAAAUACAGAAAUACGUGGACCACGCUGUGCAUUUCUGAUUAGUGUUGGAUUUGUAGUAAUUUAGCAAACAUUUUUCUAUUUGUUCUGCUUGUUGUCGUUAAUCUGUUGAACCUUCGUAUUUCGCUUUAUUUUGCUUGUUUGUUUGUUUAUUUAUCUAUUUUAUUGUUUCGCCUCCUUUUUAUUUGCCGCCCAGUUAUUGUAAAGUUUAUUGUAAUGUUAUGUUAAAUGAUGUUUAAUAAAUAAAUUAUUAAAAAAAAAAAUUCCCAUGGGGGGCACCUCCAACCAAAUUCAUAGGUCAACCCAAAUUAGACGGUCAGACUUAAUUGAUUCAAGCGUUGAUCUUUUCCUGGUUGGCCAGAACCUCCAAUUUGAUAGGUUCUUGUUGGCCCGAAACUCUAUUGUUUCAGAGGUGGGGUUCAUUGUUAGUUUUGUUUGGGUUAGGGCUAUCUUUUCUAAAUUAAUCCUGUGAGCCGUUCGUAGAGCUUCCAGCCCACCCAUCUUUUUAUGUACUUAACUGAAGGAUUGAGUUCCGUACAUGAAGAGUUCGACGUUUAGCUUCAGCUUUGAUAUUCGGAGGGGACCUUAUAUGAAUGGCGUUGUACUUGUUUGCAACUCAAAAGUAGCAUUUAAGAACAACGGUGACCGACCCUAUUGGAGUAUGUUUUGACUGAACCAAACUCACGUUAGGAUAGGGAGCGAGAUGUCAUUUGAAUAGUAUUUAUGUAUUUUUUUUUAAAAUUACAGUUGUAAACGGGAUUUCAAACUAUUCAAGCUUCUCAGAUUAUAAGCUACGUUCCAUGCUGUUGUAAUAGACCUUUUUAGCUUCUACGUUUUGUUUUCUCAAUUCAGACCACUUGAUGUUCUCCAGGGAAUUCGUCUUUUCUCUUUUCAUAAAUUAUGCAUAAAUAUGAACAUGCAUAAGAAACAGUUCUCUGAGGUCUCAGAUGGGAAAACGAAACAUACAAACUAACAAGGUCUAUUUCUUAUCAAAAGGUGAAUUUAGAAUUUCCUUUGUUUUCACAUAUUUUUCUAUCUCUUGUUAUUUUAGGAGACAGCGACGAGCAGGAAGGUACGUUCGAUCAUUUGCUGCUGAUUAUUUCUUUAAAAUUGAAGGUGGUUGGAGAAAGGGCUGAAAAGUGUUGAGUCAGCGGCUCUUUUUUGUCCAAAGAAGCAGCUUGAACGGUAAACCUAGCUAAUAGGUUUUCCUACGGUAAAGGUAGCGAUUUAAUUUCCUGGUGCGAUCAUGUUUCGGCGCUAACGAUUGGCUCAUUCUGUGAAGACUUUAGAUUCUUAGCCGAUGUUAAUUAUUAUGGCGAAAUAUUUUUCUUUUUGCGCUAUUUGGAAAAAAAAUUAGCUCAUAUGUCAGUGGUCUUAGGGUAUGUAUCUUUGUUGCUUUGUGGAUUUGUCUGUUCGAAUGUGUAUUGCAUGGGCCAAUGAGGUUAAAGGUACUAAAAGUUUAUGCUUAAGAAACAACGAGAUUUUGGCAUCUAAACAUGAUAUCAAAGCGCUAAAGGUCAAACAGGCCAUUUUGGUUUUUGACAAUUUUGUCGCCUUUUAUUCCGGCUUAAGAUGUUUAGAAGCACAACAUUUAAAUAUCUUCAUGAUUCAAACGCCGAGUACAGUGAGUGCAGCUGUUUAAGGGUUCAUAUUUUAGUGUGGCUGCUGGUUCAAGACAUGUACAUUUAUGACCUAAUUCGGCUAUCGCGGACAGCACAACGUACUUGAAUUAUCUUUCACCUGCUUCAAAGUGAAGUAUAAAAAACAAGAAUCGCCGAAAGGCGAUUUUUAACUGGGCUGCAAAGGGGUUAUUUUUUCUGAGGGGAGCGGGCGGCUAUACACACUCAGGCUACCAUAAAACCUUGUCGGCAACGAUUGCAUGCAACAGAAUCUCAUGUGAGACUGAAACAUAAACUCAUUCAGAAGAUUGUACCCUUUUGAAAGACUUUCGUAACCAAAAAAAAGGGUACCAUUUUUAAGUGGGGGCUGUAUAAUAACUUUUAAAUUCCACCAUUGUGAAUAAACAUAAACAAGUUAGCCAUUAAUUCUAAACAGGAAACAAUUUGCAUUAUUUCCACGCACCCCUCCCCCAAUCCCUCUGUGCCCCAAAAAUAUACCUUGACAGUACAACGUGACUAAUUUGACGUAACCGGAAAUUCAAAAAAUUGUUGUCCUUCUGCGAGCAUAAAAUGCGACAGACUGAGCUGAUUUACACUAGACAGAAAUAUUGUAUUGUAUGAAAACCAGAAGUAUACUAAAACAGACAGUUAACUGCCCAUUGAUCCCGCCUGAUCCUGGGGCCUCACUUUAAGGAGACCGUUGCUGCGCUUUUCACAAACAUGCGAACUCUAAAGUUCAAAAGCCACCUUCACAAUUGUGCUUAUCGCUGCCGUCAAUCAUAAUUACGAUCACAAGCAACGAACCUUGAAACAGCGAAACAAACAAAAAGGAUUGAAAUCCACAAAUCACAAACCAUGACCUUUUGAACCCGUGAAGUAAAGUUUUGUUUCCUAAGAGGUCUGUUAAGAUGAUUGGCAGCAGCGAAAAACGCAAUCGUCGAUUGGGUUCUGAACUUCAGAAUUUGCAUGUUUGUGAAAAGUGCGAUCCUAAUUUGCGGUCCACAGGCUACAUGAAAACGCACUAUUUUUUCCACAAGAUGAAAAGUAUUCAGUUUUAAGAUUUUCCUCACGGUAUUUUUCUCUAACUUAAAGGAAUAAAAUCCUUUGCAUUUUGAGACCUAAAAAAGUUUAAAGAUUUCUCGCUCACAUGUUGCGUUCACCAGCACGCGCUUGAAACAAUGUAAAUAGAUGAAACGAUCGAUAACAUAUUUUUUACCUGAUACCGAUGUGAGUUAAAAAUUCGCUCCAGUUAUGUUUGUCUCACCCAAGACUAACUUUUCUUCAUGGAAGAUAACUAUGCCGCUUUAUAGCCUGCGUAGCAGGCGCUUGGAAGUAGUGGGCACAAGAAAAAACGGGCGCGCGAGAAGGAGACACGCGAGGGGAGAGGAAGCGCCUGCACGGAAGGCCCCCGAAAAUCGUUUCCCGCCCCCUCUCUAAUUACUUGGCAGCCGUUGCGUGAUCUGUCAAAAGUUUUGACAGAAAACGACUGACCUCACACAAACAAAGCGUGCCGCCAAAAAGCGUUGUGCAUUUUAUCUUCGGUCUAAUCUGUUAUAAAGAUCAGCUGGGUUAUCUGAUUAUAGAGCGAUGGAGCAAUAAACUGAUGGUUAACACACAGCUUUAAAUCGUUUUUUAACAUGGGCACAAUAAAUAGGAAAUAACAAAGUAAAAACUGGGUAUCUUUUAAAGAAUGCAUGCUGUGUAUUAUAAAAACUAAAAAUAUUGUUCUGGUCAGACACCAGCGAUCACAGUGUACGUGGAAAAUGACCAUAUUGCUUUUACUGCGCUAACUGGCAGCCGUUUUUGGAGCAGACAUGUCUUACUAAGCGGACCUAAACCUCAGAACACAAACUGUACCGACAUGCAUGUUUUCUACUGCAGUAAUGAGAAAUAAACAACAGACCUCAGGUCGCCUCCGAACGGCGAAUAAUACAAUAGUGAAAUGUUUUUUUCAAAUUCAUGCCCCUGGUAAGUGUUUCAUUUCAUCAAUCAUGUCCAAGUUUUGAUGGUAUGCGUUCCCUCGACAGCACAAGCCGCCAAGUUCUCCUGAGCAAAGAAUAUUUCCUCUGAUCUUCAUUGCAACGAUUCGACAAAUCUUUUGUCUCUUGCCACUUCUGUCGAUGUCAAUUCUUUCCAUCGUGACUACCGUUUGAACACUCCAACUUUUCUUUGAGAUUACAACCACAUAGUCCCAUUAAACCAGAUUGAAGUGACCUCCGAGACCUGAACUUCGAUUGUAUACAAUUUAGUGGUUUCAGGACCCAGUGGUGUAAUGCAAGAUCUUCACUACGUUGUCCAUGUACUAUUGAUUGACAGUUUUCUCGCCCCGCGCGGUUAAUUUUUCCCUCGGGAGCCUCUCGACCAAUUGGAAAUAUCCGCACUCACAGAGUGCGAGUUGAAACGAUUUUCGGGGGCCUUCCGUGCAGGCGCUCCCUCACCCCUUGCGUGUCUCCCUCGCGCGCGCCCGUUCUCUCUUUCGCCCGCUACUUCCAAGCGCCUGCUACGCAGGCUUGCCGCUUUAUAACUCUUCCGAAGUUUUUGUGUCAGCUAAACAAUAUGGAAACACUAUUCACAGUGACUCCUUGAAUAUUAAAAAGACUGAACGUGACGCAGUAUUAUGCCUUUGUUUACUUCUGAUCACAUCUUCAAGCGAAGUCUCCCUUUUCAAGCGAUUCAUCUCAAUGCACAAUAAUUGACCCUUAUAUUAGUUAAAAUCCUAUGGUUCAUUUAUAUUAAUGCUGUUUUUGCCCCUCACAUUGACUGUGUUCGUUCGUAUUCAAAACACCUUUACGAAAAUAAAGGUCGUAUAUUAAAGUCAUGUGUGUUAUGUUUCGAGAUAAAUGGAUUAUACGCUUUUUUAAGUUUCCAUUUUGCGGUGACUUCAGUUUACAUGUCCAUAAAAUGGUAAAAGAAAUAUCAAGAAACAUCACGAGAGCUGAAAAUUUUCAAAGGCAUGUUUCUGAAACUCGCUAAUGCUGACAUCAAUAUAGCGUGCUUGCUGAAUGGGUGAAAACACAGAAUUGUGAUCACAAGAUCUUGUACAAAUUUAAUGACAAAAGCUUAGCAAGAUACAGAUACAAACAAAAGCAAACCCCCUGAAACCUCGACAUAGGCGUACGGGAAAUUUUUGCCAGGGGGGGGGGGCGGUAAACGAUUUGCCCAAAAAAUUUUCGCAAGUUACCCAAAUUUUAAAGAAACGUAGAGUCGACAAGAAAAGAGGGCCAUACGAUGCAACAACAUAGGCCGUAGUGACAUAUGACGGUGGCUCGACACUGUAACAGUUUUUAACGCUCAAUACCUCCCAAUUCUGAGAAUAACUACGUCGCCAUAGACAAACAUUUGGAAAAACUGCCACCACAGUUUUAUUAGAUAAAGACGAAAAUUUGUCAUGAUCAGGAAUACAAUGACAUCGGAGUUGUCAUAGCAACGAAAUGACGCCAUUGCAUAUUUUACUUGCAGCAAUAUUUCUCGGCACUGGGAACUGUUCUUACAAAAUCGUUCAUGGAAGCUUUUUGCUCAAAUAGUCGCCUCGAUGUUCGUGAAGUUAAAACGGAAACUGUGAGAGUGUUAUUGCGAUAUUUUGGGAUGAAGUUUUAUCGUUAGAAAUAUGGUAAAAAUGGAAAAUCUUGAUGUUUGGCCGUUAUCGAACUGAGAACUAGUCAGGGCAAAUAAAGAUCCUUAAGUCCAGUAUCAGCCACUUCUUCAUUUUCAGACCCAUUGCUGAUGCUAUCUGCCAUACACUGUUCUACGAGCGGAGAUGAUUCUAGAAAGAUAUGCGGAAGAUUAUUCUAAUCAAUAAACGACUGGAAAGAGCCCAUUCCAGUUAGUGUAGUGCAGUACAGUGCUCAACAAUAAAAAGCUAUAAAAUAACAUGUAAAUCAACAUAUGAUACCCUUCCCUAAUAAACAGAAACUCAUCAUGUGCUAGGCAACCAAUGUCUCGAGAGAAUGUAACUGGAUUACUACACCGACUUCAGGAUUUUUUUCAGAUUAAAACAGAAAAUAUUUAUCUCUUCAAAAUAAUAAUAAAAAAACAUGGAAACGUCUUUAAAACCUGGCUUUGCCCAAAUUUUCUCUUGCUGCCCAAAAAAUCCGAGUUGCCCAAAAUUUGGGGGGACUGCAGCCCCCCUCGCCCCCCCGCCCCGUAAGCCUAUGUAACCUUGACGUGGGCUACACUUGUAUGCUCUACUCAGUCACCAAACCUUGCCAGUAAUAGCUCCUAUUUUCCUCAAGUCGCUCUCUGUGAAGCUCCCGGAUGGGAUGUCCCGGAGAAGCUUUAAACUUGUGUGCGAAAUUCUCAAAGUUCCUAUUUUUGUCCGUGUCUUCUUUAUCCUCAGUAUCCGAAAUUUAGAUCUCCAAAGUGGCGUGUGUUGCAUUAAAUAGAAGGAAAUAUUUAAAGGAAAAGCCAGUCUUCUAACAUGGCAAAGUUGUCACGUCCCUCGCUUAUGGACGUGCGUCACAUCAGGAUUCAUCUGCCAUUCAUCGGCAACUGAGUUGUUCGCUUCACUGACUAUGACGGCUUACAAUCAAGUCUUCAGCCAUAGUGUCGUCAACUGGUGAAAUACUUUGCUCAUAAAUUGUGCUUCUUAAUUGCUCAUGUACUACAUCGAUCGAUAGUUCACGAAGCAGCCACGGCGUUCCAAACCUGACGCUCACAGUCAUCUUUUGAGUCUUUUACUGUGAACCUACCGUGAACGGCGUGUCGGUUUGAAUGCAACGCGAGCAUUUCUCUGAGUUUCCCAGCGCCAACAUCAUCUAACUGACUUAAACUCGACCAAUAAAAAAAUGAUAGAGUUACUCUCAUGGUCGAAUCGCUUCGAACAACGCAAAUAGCCUUCUUCAGGUUCGCAACGCCUUGUGGGUUUUUCAGGGGGAGCGCAGACAAGGUACAAAAAGUAUCCGUGCAAGACUCCGUGCAAGAGAAACUCAUAUGAAACCAUUUGUGAGAACAUCGUUUCUCGGUACCAGACCCUCGUGUCUUCCCUCCCCCCGGGAGACCACUUUUUGACACCGACGACCGAAAGCCCAUUUUAUGACUGGGCCACACAGGCAGCCCAGUAAUAAUAUUUUUCAAAGGUCCACAAAUGAAAUGUUAGUAAUUGACUUGAACUUGGAGGUAUGCAGCGCAAUUGUGUUUUUAGAAGUUUGAACGACAGCUGAUUUUAUUAAAGCUGUACCGAAUAAAUUAAUUCCGUGAACAUGCCUUAUUCUUUCUCGUACAAAGUUCAACUGACCCUUAAAUUCACGCUCCGGCAACUUGAGUGCAACCAUAUCUUAUACAGGUUUGCUGUCAUAGAAAUAAUGUAUUUUGGGUAGUUUUGUUUUAAGAAACGCCGACUAAAUGUGUGAGAAACACCUGGGUCAGUGUUUCGUCUUGACGGCUUUGCACAGGUUACCCAGCCACUCGUCUGUCUUAACAUUCCAAGCUUUAUGAUCGUACUUAAAAGCGAAGUUAUUAGUCAGUCUGUGUUAACAGGGUUAAAAAUAUUAAUAAUUGAUUUUUUGCGCAAUAUCAGAAAUGCAGUAAGUAUUUUACCAGCUUACAGGCUGAUAAUUUCUUAUAUCUAUGCAGCAUGGAUACAAAUUUAGUAGCUGACUGAUGGUGAACAAGAAAAUAUCAAAUCAAACUGUUCCCCAUCACUCAGCUACUAAAUUUGCAUCCAUCCUGCAGGAUACGUGCGACUAAAUGUGUACAACGAACAAUAGCUUUCUAUCAGUACAAACUGCUCAAGCUACUCCCGUUUUCCGUGUAAUGGAGUUUUGUGAAGUAGUUAUGUUCAAACCUUGGACACAAUAUGUGUGAUCGAAAACAGGGGGUUUUUUUUCUCGCGACAUACACAACCUCCUUUAGGAUUGUGACUCCGUACUUUGCAAUGUGAGUGAAUAAAUAUUCUGCUAAGGACUCCGUCUAUUUGGUUUUUGCUAGAUCGUAACUCUCUGUGCUUUUCAUUACACCUGAGCGAAUCUGUUGUAAGGGAAAUCCAGAAAACCAGACCCAGUGUGAUUGUUAUUUUUUAUCUUCUUCUUGUAGCGAGUCUCAGAUUUAGUUUAGUGUAUCUGUGUGUUCAGUUUGUAUUUUCUGCGGCAGUCCUUCAUUUCUUGGUAAGAUGAAUAAGUAGAUUAAUGGCUCUGUGGUCUUAAGGCGUUUAUAUUCCCUUCUUGCAUUUCUUUUGUGAGAACAACCCUGAACUUUGACCAGUUUUUUUCGUCCAUUGGCAAAUGAAGGCCUCUUUUUCUACAACGAUAAUGGGAUGCUAUACGUCUGAAAAUAAUUGCAGUGGUCAAUGAAGGCGCGAAAGUACUGGACAUAUGUACGACAUACUGGGCUUGCCUGACUUAGUUUCUGAUGGCUCACCUCUAUUUGCGGAACCUAUGUUUCUUUUCGGAUGAGCGUUGCGUAACACGUCAGUGCAUGUAAACCUUCUGACUGGGUUGCGUGAAUUAUGCUCUGCGUCAUUACUCCAUAGACCCCUACAAGAUAUUUUUACAUUGGCAUUGUUUUGGCUACCCUGAAUUAAUCUUUCCCUUCAAAACCUGCUUCCUUAUUGCUAUUACUAUUUCGUUUUUUUGAAACAACAGUUUACUUGAGCCAAGGUUAGUUAUGCGAUGAAUGUUCCGUUAAUCUUCAUAAUUUUUUUUGCGAAGGUAAAAAAAAGAAACACUUCAUUUUUAUCACCGAAAACUGGGAAGCAGUUAUUCUUUCUUCUCUCCCUUUUCCAUUAAAGUAACAAACACAGUUUGUGCAUUUUUUGUUUAAACGUAUAAUGUCAACUAACGUGGGAACCCUGUGUUUAAAGCUCAAAAUUUUAACGCUUAAUUUUGACAUGUUCCACCGAACGGAUUUUGGCGGAUUUUUAGUAUGUUGCUAGAUUGGCCAUCCUUAAUUAGAUGGCGUUAAAAACAAUUCUGUGGCAAUUACAGUCGAACCUGUAUAUAACGGCCCUGUGUUAAGCAGCCACUCUCUAUAAAGCGGCCAGUUUUCAAAGUCCUGAUUUUUCGCUCACACAAACGCUGUGUUUGUUACCUGUAUUAGGCGGCCACCUGUAUUUACCGGCGGCGGCCACCCUGUAGCAGUCCUAUGUUUGUCUUUCUUUAACAUAUAGAUUCAGCCAGGGCUAAAAGCGAGGCUCCCAUUAAUAUAUUUAUAAUUUAAAUCAAACAAUAAACUUGUAUUCCACAAUUCAGUUAACUUUAGAGCACAUAGCACAUUCAUGUGACUUUUGAGGGAAAGGCUUUUAGUGAAGAAUAAUUUGCAAACAGCCCAAUAGUGAACAAAUUCUUACAUCGAGUUGAUAGCCUCAUAUGUACACUCAGAAAAUAGCAAUCUCUUUCGAUCGCACUAGUUUAAGAGCCAUAAUGGCUCUUGAUCACCGUAGAUUAAUCAGACCUGGAAAAAAAAUUGGGCCGAUUUUUUUGCGUUCGAGAAAAUCUUGCCAACAAACCUGGGUGCGUGUAAACCAACCUUUCAUACCAUUUAUACAUCACAUCUUAAGUGAAACAGUACUAUGAGGUACUGUUUAUAUCAUACAGACCUCGGACAGAAUGCAGUAUUUCACAAUUUUGCAAUACAAAUUGCACUCAUUCAAUAUUCAGGACGAUCGAAGCACGCGUGGGCUUAAAGGGAACCUCCACUUUUACUACAGAAUAAGUUUAAAUCGAAUAAAAUUAUGUUGAUAAACAAAUUUGUUCGAAAUUUGUCCUUAAAAAAAGUGUUUAUAUCAGGAAAAGUGAAUUUUAAAAUCGCUUAUUUUCACUUUCAAAUUUCGCGGGCGCCGCCAUCUUGAAUAAUUGUGACGUGUUACGGUUGCUCUAUUGUUCUGACACAAAGAGCUUUUGUUUAAUAACAAUAGGGCAACCGUAACACUUCACAAUUAUUCAAGAUGGCGACGCCCGCAAAAUUUGAAAACAAAAAUAGGCGAAUCUAAAAGUUAUUUCUUUCGGAUACAAACGCUUUCUUUAAAAAUAUUUUAGAUUGUCUUGACUGUAACAGUUAUUUCCUGUGAUUUAAAGUUAUCUUUUUGUUGAAGUGGAGGUUCCCUUUAAACCUUUAAAAAAAUUUUUAAUUGCAGUGUUUAAACGAACAUACUAGAGUUAAGCUCCAACAUAAUAAAGAAUUUAUUAUGUUUAUUUUCUAUUUAAUUAUGGUUUUAUCGAUGUGUAAUCUUUUAAUAAAAGCGUUUGAUACGGGCGUCAUUUUGAGUACUCCUGCAAGCGAUGUUCACUGAACGACUUAAAACAAACGGCACAGCGAUUAAAAUUACAAGAGAGACUACCAACAAUCAAUAAAAGAAAUAUAAUUCGGUGAAACAUAUACAGAGACAACAUUUUUCUUUCACGAAGACAAGUAUUAAAGUGUCUCUAAAAAUCUUGAGUCUUGAAGCUUAAAGCUUAAAGCUUAAGUUUAUGUUUUAAGCCGGCUUUCCAGUUUUUACUUUUUUGAAAGAUAAAGUCGAGGCAAGAAAAUCUCUCAAAGCUUUCUUUUACAGCGAGAAUUAUAACUAAAUGUUCUUUGGAAUGUUUUCUUUCUACUUGCGGUGAGAAAAUGUCUAAAGGCUUUUUAAAGUUCUGUAAGCUUAUAUCAAACCUGAUUCUCGGUCAGAUCAAAUUGUCUCAAAUCUUACAAACGUGCAUAAACUAAAUAGCAGCAUAAACUACGCUCGACUUCGUUAAAUUAGAUAUAAAAAACAAACAUCAAAUACAAUAAUUACUCAGGCUUACCAUUCGAGAUGCAGCCCCUGAGAGGUAUCAAAUAAGGCCAGUAUCGCUUGAGACUUUUCAACCCUUGCGCAUCAAGCAAGGUGAAAAACGAAAACGAUGCCAUCCGAAAUCGGAUUUCCGACCUUGACAAGUGAUGUAUUUCUCAUCCAAAAACUAACUAGCCAUGAACAACAAAAGACUCUUGAUAGCAGCUGAAUUUCAUUUUGUGCAUCCAGUGGAAAAAGACAAUUAAAAACAUCACACGUUGACACAAAACUCUGUCAGCUUGAGCUGUCAAAGUAAACAAGAUUCAAGAUGUUGCAUAAAUUUUCCGCAUGAACUCACCUGUCAAAUUUUGACCAAUCAGAGCAUAAAGAUUGGAAGUACAGCGUGACCAACGCGUAACCAUAGUGAGCAAAGUCAAAAGCAACUGUCUUCCCUGCCUGUAAUAGGUGGCUGAAUUUUCGCGUCCGAAGUCUGUUUGACAUCAAAAUCUUAAUUGUGCAGCACAUAAACAGAACAUAUUUCACAUGACUUUUAAAAAAAUAAACUUGAGCCUGCGAUCAUUUGAAAACUAGUAACUUGUAAGCGGAUAACUUCAAAAAAAUACUUGACUUCGAUAGGUCGACACCUGAGCCCGCGAUACGCUCAAGUGAUACUGGUCAGCGGAUACCCUGUUUUGACAGCUGUCAAUUGAUCACAACAUGGAUUCGAAUAUGUGUGCAUUAUCAGCUGUGCUCCCAAACUAGCUAAAAAGUAUGAGAUUGAACAUUGAUCGCGAUCUAGUAAAACAAUUAGCUGGUCAGCGGACAGCUUCAAAAUAAAUCACGUCACCUCGAUGAGUUGACACAUGAGCCCGGGGUAUGGUCAUGUGAUACUGGUCAGUGGCUAUCCUGUUUUGACAGCUGUCAAUUGACCAUAUUGUGAAUGUCCAAUAUAAAAGAUGUGGAUUUGCCAAGACACGCCUGAGACACCCUUCCCUUCCGAGGAUUCCUGAAGGGAUACAAUAAUACUUUGAAGAAAAAUGAGUCUCUUGUUCUUUCUUUUGUUUUUCAACACUCGAUGCUGGCACUAGUGGCAUUCACAAGUUUCUUGGCUUUUUAAUUUUGUUAGUUUUUCAAAGUUGCAUUUCUAAGUAGUUAUUCGUAGUAAAUGCUAGAAACAGUCUACAGAGCCUAGCAUUGUCGAACGAUUUAGAGUCAGAAGUAGAACCGUUUAUUGCUCAAACUAAAGCAGCCCCACUGGCGGUACAGCAAUUGAGCUUUCGGAAAACAGUUUUGAAUCUUCAUUUUCGGGUGCAUACAACAAGCAAGUAGUUGACAAUUUCAAUUUUUGCACCGAGGAUUUUUCGACCGACCUGUUUACAGAUAAAGAAGAUUCCAGGAGAGGGGUCACUGCUGUGACAAAGUAAUCCAGUCGAGGAAUAAAGCAAGAAUACCUCAAAACACAAAGAGGUCAACUACAUGGAGUACACGAGCUUGGGAUGCACUGGGUUAAAGAACGGAAUGCCUUACCAUGACAGCGAAACUUUAGUGGUGGCUCCAAAACGUGGAAUUUUAAAGACGCUGUUCAAUUUCUUUCUGACGGUGGAAGUCGAUGACUGGAACCACCAACUAAGAAAAUCCACGGAAUGUGGCGCAAAAGAAUCGCAGCUCAAUUUAAUUUUAGUAAUUGUAGCGUCGUGUUUAAUAUUUCCAAUAAACAUCUGUAAAUUUGUUCUUCACAAAACUAAUUAAAAGGCGAGGGGAUUAUGUAUUAAUAUGCAGGGGGGUAAGUGACUUAUCCCCCUUCAUAUUAAUACAUAAUCCUCUCUAUUUUAAUUACCUGUUCAUUAGCCCCGCUCUUCCCUUCAAACAAUCAAAUCAGCACCCAGCUUUUCAGACAAUUGAGUCGGGGGUUAUGUAAUACAUUCCCCCGAGAAGAACAAAGGAAUCCGAGCUCAAGUAAAAAUAAGUUUCAAGUUGGCACUGAGCAUUGUUUAAGGUAUUGAUCGCUUUGACCAAUUGCUUCUUUGCAUGAAGUGUUUUUGUAUGAUACGCCUUUAAAAUUGACAUUAGACUACGCCCAGUGAGUAUUUUUAGUGAUCCUGUAUUAAGUGGCCAGAGGCCCGUUUCUCGAAAGUCCCGGUAACUUUACGGGCCCGAAAUCAAAUAUUCAAAUCCAAAAAUAAAGAAUAAGGGUGGGGGUCCUGGCUAGCAAACUACUCCAUUUUGUUUCAUUAACUGAUAGUUUUAUCAUGCUAGAUGCAAAACUAUUGAAACCUCAAUCUUUAAUGUAAACGGAGACAGCUUACCGCUUUCGAGAAACGGACCCCAGUUCCACAAGUCCCUAGGGUGGCCGUUAUAUACAGUUUCUACUGUAGUUUGAUGUUGAGCCUCGAAAAUUCCUAGACUGACUGGACUAUACCCGGGGUUUGAACCUAAAACUAUCAGCUUUUUGUUAAUAGCUUAUUCUCACCAUGUAAGGACAGGUUUACUUGUACUACUGCGUAAUGCUUCAAAAUAAAUUGGCUACCGUAGACUUCUCUUUGUCAACUAACUUUGUCAAAUUAAUCGCAACACUAUACAUAAAGUUUCUUUGGAGCUAACCUCGGCCUAUUGUCUAUCUUUAAAUACAGAAAUCGUCUCCUCUCUAGUGACUGCCGGGCAAAGUUUGCAAAGGACGGACACAUGCAUACACACAAGUCACCCGACGCAGCGAAUGAUCAACGUAAUUUCUAGUACGGGCGGUGUUGUCACUGAGAAGAAUAUCAAACUGGUUUUCCCUCCUGGAGCAGUAGAAAAUCCUGUGUCUGUAAGCAUUUCGUUAGAGGAUCCUUCCAGAUACUAUGGCCUUAUUGUUCAAAAUAGUCUUCAAAAUGACGUCAUGUUUGGUGCACCCGUCAUUCGCCUUCAACCUGACGGUCUCUUGUUCAAGAAACCUGUCACACUGAUCGUGAAAUUUGAAAUAGGAAAUUUUACUUGCAGUGAUGUUGUUAUUUUGAAUGGAAGGGAGGAACGUAGUAGAAUGAUCACCUGGGAAGAUGUCACUCCUAACUCGGUGGCCACGACGCUUGAUAAGUCAAAUGCUGAAGUGCACAUUAAAAUGGAACAUUUCUCACUCAUUGCCAUUUUGUUAACUGUGGUAAGAUUCACUCAGGUUCGCUUGCUGACUAGGUUUAACUUAAUGUCAUUCCACUACACCUUAUCAGUGUGGCUUAACGACAACUCCGUGUAUCCAAAAAGCGACGAGCUUGCCUUGUUGUUCGUGAGCCAAGAUGUCUACCAUGAACAGUUCUAUGAGAAGCAAGAGGUUUCCGCUAUGAUAGAACUGAAAAAUAAAGGAUUUAGAAAACUACAUGUACGUCCUAUGAAUGAUCAAGAAGAAACUGGCAUCUUUAACAAUGAGCGCCUUCAUAUAUCAAUCUACCUAGGAGAGGACUACAAUCUGGCUGGCAGACAGCAUGAAAUUACCAGCGAUUUCCAGGUGGAUUCGUAUGUUUGGUGGAGCAUGGGCUAUGUCGUUCCAAUUCCACUGGAAAGAAGUAUGAAAGAUGUUAGGAUUGCUUGUGGUACAAUCACUGUUAAAGGAGCGUUUGGCCACAUUAGUGAGAGGAAAUUCUGCGAAGUUGGUGGGUUAAACGGGAUUACUUUUCUCCCUAUUUUCUACGUUACUUCGUCCUCCGAAAGAACGUUUUUUAGGAUAUAGGGCCAUGCAUCCUUACCCUCUGUAGUGCAUGUUCAGAAAUCGGGCGUUCUCGCGCUCCUAAAUUGCCCCUCCCCAAUUCUUCCUUACCUAUCAAACGCCUGCCAAGCAGUGCCGGGGUCUCAAGUAACACCAUGUGGCAGGGUCAACUCUGAUAUGUGAAUUUCACCAAAGUUAUUUUUAGACCAAUAAAACCCUUGAAAUUGACCGGAAUUUGGUUUCUGGAGAUGUCCACAAACUUUUCUUCGGUGGUGUCAGGAAAGAAUAACGGGAUAUGAAUUUUUGGAGUCUUGCCAUUACAAUAGCUCCAUUCUUUGCUUUGAGGCGGUUGCACUUGGACUUGCUGCUCAAAAAACCGAUUAAAAUGUGCGAACGUCCCAGGAAUUAGACUUCCGUUUCAUUUCAACCUCUAAAAAAUAUAUAGGUUUAGCCAGGGUUAAAAGCGAGGCUCCCAUUAAUAAAUUUCCCUGCGUGUAGCAGCUGGCUGAAUUUUCGCGUCCGAGGUCAGUUUGAAAUCAAAAUUUUAAUUGUGCGGCCCAUAAACACAACAUAUUUCAUAUGAAUUUCAAAAAAAAAUUAAACUUGAGCCUGCGAUCAUUUGAAAACCAGUACCUUGUCAGCGGAUAACUUCAAAAAAACACUUGAUCUCGAUGGGUCGACACCUGAGCCCGCGAUACAGUCAAUUGAUACUGGUCAGCGGAUACCUUGUUUUGACAGCUCUCAAAGGAUCACAACAUUGACGUGUAUCAGUUUUCCUGUGCUCCGAUCCCAAACUAGCUAGAAAGUAUGACACUGAACAUUGAUCGCGAUCUAGAAAAAUAAUUAACUGGUCAGCGGACAGCUUCCAAAUAAAUCACGUCACCUCAAUGAGUUGACACAUGAGCCUGCGAUAUGGUCAUGGGAUACUGGUCAGUGGCUGUCCUGUUUUGACAGCUGUCAAUUGACCAUAUUAUGAAUGUCCAAUGUAAAAGAUGUGGACUUGGCAAGACACGCCUGAGACACCCCUCCCUUCCUUUUGAUAGUCUCCCCUACCCCACCCGUACAAUCCGUAGACGCGUACGUACGCUCGGUCAAUCACGUGACAACCAAAGGAAAAGAGGUUGACCAUAAUCUAUGGGUAUGGGGCUCUGUCCCACGCGCGCUUCGCACGCGUGGGAGCCCCGCUAUAACUUCAGGGAAAUUCACAUGUCCUGGCCAACGCUUUAAGAUUCCUCUCUGUCCCAUUGUUCUCUCUUGUUUUACAUGUAAUAGAUAAAUAUGGGUAAUUCGGAUGACUCGUUUCCGUUGCUGUUGUCUAACGAGUAUAAAUGAAAUUCUCGCAGAUCUUUGCGGCUACGUAAGAAACCUUUUAAAGGUUCAUGGAGAAAUUUUUAACACUGUGCCGAUUGCACGCGUGCUUGAGAUGCCAGAGGAGCUGAUCAACCAAGUUGUGAUGUCUCGGACGGGGGAUGACGAGCAACUGAACAUAAUAUUGCAAGAAAGGUUGAGGGAGAACUAUAUGGCAGAAGACCUAACUUCACUCAGUAAAGACCUCGAGUGCUGGAGAAAGACAAAGCAAGGUUAGUCUUUAUAAUAGUGGAGCUCGCGCGCGCGAAGCGCGCCAGCGGAGCACCAUGGGUAAGAAAAUGAAGUAAUCUACCCAUCCGGGAAAAUUUGGAAAUCACGUGACCGUACACCGACCACCCGCCCGCCCGAGAGACCGUUCGUCUGCACCACAGGCAUACCAGCGUAAAAUAACUCAAUCAACAGGUAUGGCAACCCAAAUGCAACUCGAGGUUAUUUUGGCGUGAAAUCGCAUAGCCACGGGCGUCUUGUAAAGCAGACACAACAAAAGAAUCAAUAAAGACGAAAACGGAAAGCGGAAAUUGUUUCUGUGUCCAGUUGUCUAAAGUAUUAAGCUUAGAUAAAUUGUCAUGUCCACAAAUUUGGAAUAUAGAGCAAGAGAAAGACAGAGAAAAAGAGAAAGUGGGCGGCAGACCAGCAAACCUCAACGAGAAAAAAGGCGACAGGGAUUUAGAGCGAGAGAUAAAAAACCGAAGGAGACAUUUUCUUUGGUUGGAAGAACAACAUGAAAAUGUUGUAGCGGUGGUGACAAAAUGAGAAAUGCUAGCGGCCACUAAUACAAGGUGAAAAUGAGCGGCAGUGAAAAAAGGUGAACGGGAACGCGUACGACAUUUCCUCCAUAAAACGUGUAACUAAGAAGUUUCUGGAAGUUUCACGUUGUAGGCGUGCAAAACAGCGGCAAAGAAAUGUACAAAAAAGUGUGCUGCACGUGCGAAGCUGCUUUUGCUAAUUAGACCUAUUGUUGUUUUCCGGCGUUGCAUGCCUUCGCCGCAUAGCAUUACACGAUUUUAUAUUUUGUUUGAACAAACUAUAAAUAUUAUCGAGAGCUUCGCUUUUAGCCCUGGCUAAAUCUAUAUAUUAACGCUUAAUCCUAUAUAAAUGGAUUUUGUGAGGUGGCUGCAGUUUGGUGGGGACGUGUAUGGUUUCUUCACGAUCGCCAUCACGUUUACCCAACGACCUACGUAGUGGUCGCAUUGAAAAUGAUCCAUUCAAUUUCGUAAUGUCAAUGGGAAGUAAAACAUCCGUAUAAGAAAAAGACUUUUGCAAGGCUCUGUGGGCAGGGUGACUAAGGAAAGGCUAGAUUCUCUUUCCCUCUUACCCUUCAACACCUCCUCGUCUGCGAGUCCAAGGAGCGUUCUGGUAGGCUGUUUUAAUCCCUGAGGGAAGGAGGAGGUACUCCGAAUUUCGAGUGAGAGAGGUGAUCAAAAGAUUUUGAGAGGGCUUAAAUUCUUAAUUCCGGCGCUUAGUGUGCCCUCAUAUCCCGGUCACCUAUUUAUGCGAACAUGAUACAACCAAACCUGAUUUUAAUAAUGAUGUAACCUAUUAUAGAAUGGUUCCCAGAGUUAACCAAACAACACUUGAAUUCAAUAAAUUUCCCAAUCGUCAUGCUUAUCGCCCGAAUUUAUUGUCACUGCAACCUGCUUUUGACCACUUUUUUAGAGAAGAUAAGCUGACUUCAGAUAGUGUGGAAACUUGCCUUAUGCUCUUGCCUUGCAAUGAAUUAAAAGGUAGGCACGUUCCACACGCAUCCGUUUUUAUUUGCAAACGGACGUUUAUUUUCUCUGUUUUCUGAAAAGUCCGCGUCUGCACGGUGCGUUUUCUAAUCAUUUUUGCCCGUCGACACGAAAAAGUGAAAGUUACUGAAAACGGUACCAUCUUUGGUGGGAGCAUACACAUUUACUGGUAUCUGCGUUCGUGACGUCAUCGUUUUCAAAACCUCCGUCUUCCAUUUGCACUGGUAAAGCAAAGCGGCGUUCUUAAAAAGAUGCGUUUACAGAGGACGGGCUUUUCAUGAAAAGACAAACUGCAAAACUGUGAGACAUAAAAGCAUCGCUGUACCCUUUUGAAAAUUGACUUUGUGAUUCCAUUUCUUUUUUUUUUACUAUUACUAGGUUCAACUUACAACGUAACACAUCGGGGCCAGAUGCAUGUCAGACACUUGAGAGAAUAUGCAGCUAAGAUCUCGGGCUUGCAACGAACAGAUGCCAACUUAAUGAAGUAUUUUGCCUGUCAGAUCCAAUCUCUUUGCAACACACUGUUAAGGGACUGUUGCAUUGAGUUGGAAACUUCUGCGGAAGGUGUUGAAAGAGCGGCUUCAUCCAGCAGCUAUGUACACUACAUGGAAAUUCAUCGCCCUGUGCCUGAAGACAUUAAAGAGAGACAUCCAGAGAUAUUCUCUUCACCAAAAGAGUCUACCAAAGCUUUUGUGGCCGUUGUUCCUUACCUCAUUCAAAUCACCAAAGAAAUAUUCGUUGAGGAGGAGGUUUCAAAAGUACAAAAUGGCUUAAGGGGACUACCUAAAGAAACAAUAGAGCAGUUUGAUUUAAGUAUUCGAAAUGCUGAGAGAAACAACAAAGUCGGGCAGCUUGUUUAUGACGUAAGCAGAAUUUUGGAGCUGUUGUGUCUGCAAAAUUGUGACCUGCCAUCAAUAGAAAUAAAGAAGUGGGGUGAAAACUUGGCAGUUCUCCACAUGCUGGAGGUACUAAAGCCCUUUUACAAAUACUGCAAGCAAGAUGUGAGGUUAUACAAGAGAUUAGAACUCUUUUCUGGACGCCUACGAGACAUCGUGUCCGAGCGAGUUGACACAACCGAUGGAGUCGUCUUACGAGAUUUUUGCAACGUUUCACUGAGUCUCGUAAACUUCGCAAAGUUUGAUCCGGCAAAACUGGUGAAAUUUGAACUCAUUAACUCAACAAAUGUUGCCAUGACUCUUCACAGUGAGAUUGUUGAGUACGAUAGCUCACUGGACACAUUUUCUCAGAGUUUCCAUUUGAAGAAAAAUCCUGGAGAUGAACUACAGCUUUGCGUCGUUGCUUGUGUACACAUCGAUGGACAAAUUAGCAAGAGAGGAGCAUUCCAAUCUGUCAUAGUCAUGAAACCUUCCGGUGAAGAAGGUUUAAAUAGAUGCAUGGUGCAUUUCGUCGACGUAGCUGCAAUAAAGCUGGAAGAGCAAGCAUCGGACGUUCUUCGAGUGUGUCUUUGUUCGACAAAGAAGCAGAAGCUAUUGGAGGCUCUAGACGACCUCAAGAAAAAGCUGGGCACAGAUCUCGUGGAAACGAGACAAGAAGUAAGUAAGUCCCACCUUAAAAUACGCACUGUCAACACGGUAGAAACGGUUGUAAGCCUCCGCCUGGUGUACAAAUGGGGGUCUGAGGCAAUGUCCCUCGACAGCAAGGACUUCCUUACGUUGGCCGAUUCGUCAGCUGGUGGAACAUGCAUACCAGAAGUUCACCUUGUUGGUAAGAGUCAGUUAUUUGACUGCAUUAUAUCAAUGACUUUACCUACUGUUUGCGCAUCAAUAAGAUUUUACCCGUUUAAAUCAAUUAUUCUU